GGUCGCGAGAGCGAAGGUCCCGUCAGCCCCUUAUCUUCCGUCUCCCGCUGGUUUGCCCUCUACCUCCUAAUUGCAGGGUUCGGGUGGGCGCUAUUUCGGGGCUGCUCCUCCCUCCCUGGAGGCGGGGCCUUGACGCGCAGGCGCGCAGGCGUGCGGUUGGGGAGGUAGGUCCCCACACAGGCUGUCUCCUGCAGCUGCGAGCAGACAUGUCGGGGGUUAGCGUAGCUGCGCGGCUGCUGCUCGGCAGGCGGCUGGCUCUGACCCGAACGUUAACUCCCAGAUGUGACCUUCUAUCUUCAGAACUCCAGACCUACCUCUCCAAGCGGUCAGCAACUUUCCAGUCCAGCGCAAGAAGUUUUCACUUCACCGUCAAUGGAGAAAAACAGUCAUCAGCUAAGGUUUCAAAUGCAAUUUCCACAGAGUAUCCUGUAGUAGACCAUGAAUUUGAUGCAGUGGUAGUGGGCGCUGGAGGGGCAGGUUUACGAGCUGCUUUUGGACUUUCUGAAGCUGGUUUCAAUACAGCAUGUGUUACGAAGCUUUUCCCCACCAGGUCACACACUGUUGCAGCACAGGGAGGAAUCAAUGCUGCGUUGGGGAAUAUGGAGGAAGACAACUGGAGAUGGCAUUUCUAUGACACUGUGAAAGGUUCUGAUUGGUUGGGUGAUCAGGAUGCAAUUCAUUACAUGACAGAGCAAGCACCUGCUUCAGUAGUUGAGUUGGAAAAUUAUGGCAUGCCAUUUAGUAGAACAGAAGAAGGAAAGAUUUAUCAGCGAGCAUUUGGUGGACAGAGCCUAAAAUUUGGGAAAGGAGGACAAGCUCAUCGAUGCUGUUGUGUGGCAGACAGGACAGGCCAUUCCUUGUUGCAUACUCUGUAUGGAAGGUCUUUGAGGUAUGAUACCAGCUAUUUUGUGGAGUAUUUUGCCUUGGAUCUCUUGAUGGAAGAUGGAGAGUGCAAAGGAGUGAUUGCAUUGUGCAUAGAAGAUGGGUCCAUACAUCGUAUAAGAGCAAAAAAUACAGUUAUUGCAACCGGGGGUUAUGGGCGUACCUAUUUCAGCUGUACUUCUGCUCAUACAAGCACAGGAGAUGGCACAGCUAUGGUUACACGAGCAGGCCUUCCUUGUCAGGACUUAGAGUUUGUACAGUUCCAUCCCACAGGCAUAUACGGUGCUGGCUGUCUUAUCACAGAGGGGUGUCGUGGUGAAGGAGGCAUUCUUAUUAAUAGUCAAGGUGAAAGAUUUAUGGAAAGAUAUGCACCUGUUGCGAAGGAUCUGGCCUCCAGGGAUGUUGUGUCUCGUUCCAUGACCAUUGAAAUCCGUGAAGGAAGAGGCUGUGGUCCUGAAAAAGACCACGUCUUUCUACAGUUGCACCACCUACCGCCUGAGCAGCUAGCAACUCGCCUGCCUGGAAUAUCAGAAACAGCAAUGAUAUUUGCUGGCGUGGAUGUCACCAAGGAACCAAUUCCUGUACUUCCUACUGUGCAUUAUAAUAUGGGAGGCAUUCCUACAAACUAUAAGGGGCAGGUUCUUAAACAUGUGAAUGGUGCAGAUCAAAUUGUACCUGGUCUUUAUGCUUGUGGCGAAGCAGCCUCUGCAUCAGUACAUGGUGCUAAUCGACUAGGAGCAAACUCUCUUCUGGACUUGGUUGUCUUUGGUCGUGCUUGUGCCCUGAGUAUUGCAGAAACAUGCAAACCUGGUGAUAAAGUCCCUCAAAUUAAACCAAAUGCUGGGGAAGAAUCUGUCGCAAAUCUUGACAAAUUAAGAUUUGCUUCUGGAAGCAUAAGAACAUCUGAACUAAGGCUCAACAUGCAAAAGUCCAUGCAGAAUCAUGCAGCUGUGUUCCGUGUGGGAAGCGUGUUACAGGAAGGCUGCGAGAAGUUAAGCCAGCUCUACAAGGACUUAAAGGAUCUGAAGACAUUUGACAGAGGAAUGGUGUGGAAUACCGAUUUGGUGGAGACCUUGGAAUUGCAGAAUCUAAUGUUGUGUGCUCUGCAAACUAUUUAUGGUGCUGAGGCUCGUAAAGAGUCACGUGGAGCCCAUGCCAGAGAAGACUACAAGGUAAGAAUUGAUGAGUAUGAUUAUUCUAAGCCACUUGAGGGACAACAAAAGAAAACAUUUGAAGAACAUUGGAGAAAGCACACACUUUCUUAUGUGGAUAUCAAGACUGGAAAGGUUUCUUUGGAGUAUAGGCCUGUAAUCGACAACACUUUAAAUGAAGCUGACUGUGCCACAGUUCCACCUGCUAUUCGCUCUUAUUGAGGUCACUAGCUUUAUUGAUCAGUUUGUGUAAUUAUGUAUAAUAAUGCCUGAUAGAAUCUGGUAUAUGAACGUGGCAUAAUGGUCUUUUUAAAAAAAUUCUGUUAUUUGUGAUGGAUAAAAAACAGUACUCAUGAUUUGACUCAAAUUAUCUGUCUAAUAUUGAGUGGCUCACCUGUAAACUGAAACUAGGAAAUAUUAAGGUUUCCUUUGCUUUAUUUUUUGAAGUGAUAAAACCAAGCAUGUUUCUUAAAUAAAACAUAUUAAAGUA
Dromiciops gliroides (monito del monte) is the source of this 2523-nucleotide messenger RNA. It is a transcript of the gene SDHA, whose product is annotated as succinate dehydrogenase complex flavoprotein subunit A. Gene Ontology annotation, biological process: mitochondrial electron transport, succinate to ubiquinone; tricarboxylic acid cycle. The record is from RefSeq and is a predicted model, not a curated record. Lineage: Eukaryota; Metazoa; Chordata; Mammalia; Microbiotheria; Microbiotheriidae. Gene Ontology annotation, molecular function: electron transfer activity; succinate dehydrogenase (quinone) activity; flavin adenine dinucleotide binding. The coding region runs from base 207 to 2255 and encodes 682 amino acids. The transcript is spliced from 16 exons.